Messenger RNA from Oncorhynchus nerka (sockeye salmon), 9135 nucleotides. Its product is annotated as calpain-5-like. Gene Ontology annotation, cellular component: cytoplasm. The record is from RefSeq and is a predicted model, not a curated record. Gene Ontology annotation, molecular function: calcium-dependent cysteine-type endopeptidase activity. Gene Ontology annotation, biological process: proteolysis. NCBI's taxonomy places the organism in Eukaryota, Metazoa, Chordata, Actinopteri, Salmoniformes, Salmonidae.
AUGCUAAUCUUCAAGGAUAUCAGAGACUUGUUGGUAGGAGGUCAGUACGUCAAUAACAGAGCCCCCUGUUUUUUGUGUCUGGUCCGUACAGGCUGUAGGAUGUUCUCGUCAGUGAAGGCCUUCGAGGGGCAGCAAUACUCCACCCUGAAGAGGCAAUGCCUUGCCAGUGGCCUUCUGUUUGAAGACCCACACUUCCCCGCCUUGGACGACACCCUCUUCUACCAGGGCAACAGGAUUGGACGCGUGCACUGGAAAAGACCCCAGGAGCUCUCUGAGGACCCUCACCUGUUUGUGGAUGGGAUCAGUGCGCACGACCUGCACCAGGGCCAGCUGGGAAACUGCUGGUUUGUGGCAGCGUGCUCCAGCCUGGCCUCCAGAGAGUCCUUGUGGUCUAAAGUCAUCCCAGACUGGAAAGAGCAGGAGUGGGACACGGAGACACCCGAGUCGUACGUCGGGAUCUUCCACUUCCGCUUCUGGCGCUUCGGAGAGUGGGUGGAUGUGGUGAUCGACGACCGGCUUCCCACGGUGGACAACCAGCUGGUCUACUGCCACUCGGAUGACAGCAACGAGUUCUGGAGCGCACUGGUGGAGAAGGCCUAUGCCAAAGUGUACGGCUGCUACGAGGCCCUGGAUGGCGGGAACACGGCGGAUGCCCUGGUGGACUUCACAGGGGGCGUGUCGGAGCCCAUGGACCUGCUGGAGGGCCAGAUGGCCACUGACGAGGUGGCCCGCAACCAGCUGUUUGAGAGAGUGCUGAAGGUCCACAACCGGGAUGGCCUCAUCAGCUGCUCCAUCCGGGCGACCACAGUGGAGGACAUGGAGGCACGGCUAGACUGUGGCCUGGUCAAGGGCCACGCAUACGCAGUGACGGACGUGAAGAAGGUGCGUCUGGGCCAGGGCCUGCUGGCAUUCUUCAAGUCAGAGAAGCUCAAUAUGAUCCGCAUGAGGAACCCCUGGGGAGAGAAGGAGUGGAGCGGGCCCUGGAGCGACAGCUCAGAGGAGUGGAAGAAGGUGAGCAAGAGUGAGAGAGAGAAGCUGGGCGUCACCGUGCAGGAUGACGGAGAAUUCUGGAUGACGUUUGAUGACUUCUGCCAGUACUUCACGGACCUGAUCCUGUGCCGCCUCAUCAACACCUCUUAUCUGAGCAUCCACAAAACAUGGGAGGAGGAAGUGAUGAGGGGCUCCUGGGUCCCCCGCCAAGACCCUCUGAGGAACCGCUCUGGGGGAUGCAUCAACCACAAGGCCACCUUCCUCCAGAACCCACAGUAUGUGUUUGAUGUGAAUAAGGUAGAGGAUGAGGUGUUGAUCGCCCUGCAGCAGAAGGAGAGAAGAGCCACCACCAAAGAGGGCAAAGGAGAUAACCUGGCCAUAGGCUUCGACAUUCACCGGGUGGAGCUGAACAGAAAGUACCGCAUGCACACGGCCCAGCAGAAGGUGGCGGGCUCCAUCUACAUCAACUCGCGCUGCGUCUUCCUCAGGAAGGAGCUCAAGGAGGGUCGCUACGUCAUCAUCCCCACGACUUUUGACCCCGGGCAGCAGGGCGACUUCCUGUUGCGGGUCUUCACCGACGUGCCUUCAGACUGCAAAGAGUUGAACCUAGAUGAACCCCCACAGACGUGUUGGACGGGCAUGUGUGGUUACCCCCAGCUGGUCACCCAGGUCCAUGUUCUGAGUGCUGAGGGACUCCAGGGCCAGGACUCUAAUGGAGCCUCGGACCCGUACGUCAUCAUCACCUGUGAGGGAGAGAGAGUGCGCUCGCCAGUGCACAAGGACACGCGGAGCCCCAACUUCGAUGUCAAAGGCCUGUUCUACCGCAAGAAGCCCAAGGAAGGCAUCCACAUUGAGAUCUACAAUAAGAAUGUAAUUGUGGAUACCUUCCUGGGUCAGGUGACCCUGUCCAGUGAUCCAAACGACCGGCAGGAGCAGCACACACUCCACCUGCGCGACAAGGGCAACCGCCAAGACAACGACCUCCCGGGCACGGUCACCGUGCGCCUCAUCACCUGCAUCACACUCAUCAACAUAUGACGCCGCUCUCACCAUGAGAUGUCGAAGGAGCUUGACCUUUGUCAUCUUGACGACCUUUCGCCCCCCUAAACCGAGCAUCAGUUAAACGGUUAAUCCCCCCCCACCCCUGCUCCACCCAACCCAACACCCCCUUCAACAUAUACACACAGCUUUCUUUCUGACUCUCUCACUGUUACACACACACACACAAACACACAGGCCAUGUCUGAGUUCCAAAUAGUAGGCUGAUUGGGUAUGCGAAAAUAUAAAGUUUUAUAGUAUGUGAAAUAUUGAACAUUUUGUUUGCUUUAAAUGCCAGGAUGUCAUACUCAUUUAAUCUUUCCAUCUAGUAUAAUUCACUGCACACUAUUGAGGAAGAGAAGUGUCUUUUCAGACCCACGUAGGUGUGACAACAGCCGAUAAACCGCUGAUAAUCAGCUACCAAAAUGAAAGAAUGGUGGGGAACAAAGCAAUUGUGCGUUAGAUGUCACAUUCUCAGUAUGGGUGAGCCUGGUAUGUUUUUCUUUAAGCUUACUGCCUACAUAUACUAAACAGUACAUUCUAAAUAGUAAUAGUAUGACUAGUACACAUUAUGUAUAUCGUUUUAGUAAGUAGUAGGCAAGACUACUCUCUCUACAUGCCUUCAACUAUCUCAUGCACACACACACACACACACACACACACUUUUAACAUGCUCCUGCACCCCUCAUGCAUCUGCCAGCGUCUCUAAGGGCUAUACAUCGCCUUAAGGCUGAGUGGGUCCCUUUAGGAGCCUGUGACCAGCCAUAUGUCAGGUGGGAGGGGGGGUCAUUGUAUUGGGUGGUACACUGGGUGUAGCCUUGCCUCCUCCCCCCUCCAUCACAUCUUUCCCCUCUUCCCACUCCCAUCCCCUCAGAAUACGCUACCCUUCGCUUCUACAGAUUGCCAUGGACAAAAUAGAGUUUAGCACGGCAAAAAGAUUCUGCCUGCAUUGCACACGCCCCGUUUACACACACAUGUUUGAUUUAAUUUACCUUUAUAUAACAUCACACUCUUAGCUUAGCAACCGGCGCUUUUGAUAUACUCCAGUGGAGUGCCAUGUUCAAGUGCUUUACGGGACCAAAGACGGACCAGGCCCUCCCUCCCUCUCUCUUUUGCCGGCGGCCGUUGCCACCGUGCCACGUCAGUCGGUCAUCUCUAUGGCAACGCCACUGCCUGACGCUUCCUAAGUCAUGGGACUCCUGUCAAUUGACCUGAAUCGCGUGAACUGAGAGACACAGCAGCUGUUGUGUGUGUGUGUGUGUGUGUGUGUGUGUGUGUGCAUGCAUUUGUACGUGUUAUGCCUGCGCCUUUGAACAUCAUGCACCUCGCCUGGCUCUGACAGGCUCACGGCCACGGCUGGAUGGAGGGAUGAGCGGAAGAAGAGAGAGAAGAGGCAGGAAAUCCAUCAGUCGACUCCUGCCAAAAACAGCGUGCCAUAGCCUUGUUCCUGGCUCUGACUCUGUUGUGACUCGAUACCGCUAUUCCCGACCGGAACACAGUUUGGAUUAGCAUCAUUUUAAACUAUUUGAAAUGGUAGUGUGAAAAGAGUGGGGUUUUUGUCUGGCCAAGACAGACUAUCACAUCAUUCAGAAGCAUCACUGGUACAGUCCCCAAAACCGUUAGCAUCUCUUCUCACGUAGAUGAUGUCGCACUUUCUCUUUUGACCUGCUUUCCACAGGCUAUUUAUCUAUAUAUUUAUUACACCUCUGACAGUGGCAAGCGGCGGAGAAAGAAGAUACACAAGGAGAUUCAAGCCCCAAACGCUAUAUUGUCAAGUAUCUUUUCAAAAGUGCAAUAUGAUUGCAGAGACUUUUCUAGAGCAGGAUCUGACGUGGGAUCCCACGUCCGUUAAGAAUCAUUCCAGAGACAUUUGAUUUUUUUGAAUGUAAUGCGGAGAGCUUUCGACCGCCCGAUCUCUCGCUUUCUCUUUAUCGAACCAUCAAUCCCUUUUACUUGUUUCUACGCCGUUUCUAUUUUUUGCAUUACUCGAACAACAACGGCAUUUAUUGCAUUUGAUUUAUUUAUUGCGUCAUCACAGUUUAUAUAUUUAUAUAUUUAUUCAUGCAUUUAUUGAAUUAAUGUGUCUCGCAUAGAUCAUUUUUAAUGAUAUGUACAUGGCCUUGUAUUGUUCUUCCAUUGUUACUAUUUUAUAUUUUUCUUUCCAUCUUCAGUGUGGGAAACAAAGGGUCGUGUUGAAGAAUCAGCAUGUUUACACUAUUGCACCUCAUAUCAAUGUCAUAUCAAGAUGUUUAAAAGGGUCACUUUUUAAGGCACUGAUCGGUGACAUCCACCAUUAAUAACAAUAUGUUUUUACUAUUUACUGUCAUUCGUUGCUUCAAAUGACGAAAAUGCCAUUCAAGUGCUGUGUGACAUAUGUAUUUCCUUCUAUGUUGUUCAGUUGCAGACUAAGACAGAGAGACUAAACUGGUUGCUAAAGAAAAACUCUGAAAGGGAUAGUUCAUGCUAAAUCUAUUUUUGUGUGGAAUUACUCUUACCUUGAGUUGUGUCUGAAGGCCCAUGGCGACAGAAUCUGCCAGUAGUUAGCAUAAUUAGAAUCGUCCAAAUUCAUUCAUGUAAACAGCGGUGCCGAUAUUGGCAGAGCUGCUUUGCAAGCCGAAACUUCAAACUGUCUUGUUAUAAGGCAAUAUGUUAUACAAGUAACAUAUCGUAACAAAAACUGAAACAAAAAAAUAGAAACAAAAAUUGGACAAACAAUUUAGUAAACUGAAAUCAAAUAAUUCAGAAAAACAUUUUUAAAACUACAUGACCAAAAGUAUGUGGAUACCCGCUCGUUGAACCUUCCAAAUCAUGGGCAUUAAUAUGGAGUUGGUGCCCCUUUGCUGCUAUAACAGCCUCCACUCUUCUGGGAAGACUUUCCACUAGAUGUUGGAACUUUGCUGGGGGGACUUGCUUCCAUUCAGCCACAAGAGCAUUAGUGAGGUUGGGCACUAAUGUCGGGCGAUCAGGCCUGGCCCGCAGUCAGCGUUCCAAUUCAAUGUGGUUGCGGUCAGGGCUCUGUGUAGGCCACUCAAGUUUUUCCACAAAAUUCUCGACAAACCCUUUCUGUAUGGACCUUGCUUUGUGCAUGCGGGCAUUGUCAUGCUGGAACAGGAAAGGGCCUUCCCCAAACUGUUGCCACAAAAUUGUAAGCACAGAAUCGUCUAGAAUGUCAUUGCAUGCUGUAGCGUUAAGAUUUCACUGGAACUAAGGGGCCUAGUCAGACCAUUAUUCCUCCUCCACCAAAGUUUACAGUUGGCACUAUGCAUUCGGGCAGGUAGCGUUCUACUGGCAUCCGUCAAACCUGUAGCUAACGGAAGAAAUCCGAGCGUGAAUGUGAACCAUAGGCGUGAACAAUGUCUGCAUCGGUUGUUUUGAGUACAUUGCUAGAAAGGACAAAAUAAAAUGUAUUGGAGUGUCAGAAGAUGGCAGCACGUGUGGGACAGAGAUUAAAGAGAACACCCAAAGAACCUCAACGUUCAUCUGAACUGUGCCCACAAAGAAUCAUACACUUUCAUUAUAAAGCCAGCUACCGGCUUAUUAGUAUCUGCUCGUCAACAGCAACCAACUUUAGCAGUUAUCAUGAAAAGAAUAAAAACAUCAGAACCUAAUUCAAGUUUUAAAAAAGAGAAGAAGCGCUUGUUCAUUUAUUAAUCCAGUCUGGCAAGUCUACGAGCCUUCAGAUAAUUCAACCAACCACCUGAUCCCAAAUGUAAAACCUGGCGCUGCUAGAGUAAACAGGUAGAUUGCUUUGCAAAUGGAUACAGCAACCCAGAAAGUUAAGGAGAUUCUGAAAGAGGCAUGACAAAAUGACCGUGUGUAAACGGAUGGAGCAAGAAAGGAAUGACUACUUCAUUUAUGGGUAUAUCAGCCUGCUUCUAUCACCCCUCCUCCAACAAGGCACAGCAUGCGUUGCUCCAACCUCCAUCGGAUUUAGCAUCUAUACACCGGAGAGGUAAUUGACUGGAAGUGACAUACCAGAGGAGAAGAUCCUCCUUGUCGUAACUGACAACGGGGUGAACAUAGUCAAGGCUAUCAGACUAUUACAGAACUGGCAAGAGAAUGAUCAACAACAAUCAGAGCUUUGAACGGUGUGGUAGGAAUGUCUGAAUGAGUUAGACACAGACGAUUAUCCUUUCAAAUCCAAGUCACAUUAAGAUUCAUUUAGAAUUUAAACCAAAACAAACCUAUGGCCUGACCCAUCACCUUAUGUAUUAUUGUCCCCCAGUGACAAGAAGUGACAUACCCCCCCCCCCCCAAGAAUAGAAACUAUAGGCCUGCCACACAUGCAUAAUGCUACUUUCUGUCCCUAACACACACAUUUAAACUGACACGAAAUAAUAACAAAUGAUAUAGAAAUUAUUUUAUCCAACUCAAAGUACAUUUAAAAAAAAUAUUACAUUUGUCUGAAGACGAGCUGAAACUAAACUGAACUUUAAAUAAAAAAUCUAUAAACGAAAACUAAAUCACAACUAUAAUAACCUAGAUGUUUUGUCUCUCUGAAGGAAAUGUUCAAGUUACUCAUAAUGGCUGUAAUUUAGUCAGGAUCAUUUUGAGAUGAUAAUGCCUGAGAAGCCGGUGUUUGUGGGGAUAUAUUGGCGCCGGUGUCGUUAGGCCCGAGACGAAGUCGAGCCUCAAGAUCACCCCCAAAAGCUAACGUUCUGUUUAUCCUCUAAAGUGUUACAGAGAAUAUAAUGCUAUGGAGAGAAGGGUCAUGGUUACGGUAAAGGCAAUAGAGUGCCAUAGAGCGCAUACAGGUGUCACAGGGUUAAAAUAUGACCAUAUACCAAGCAGAUUCAUCUUCCAUGCCAGGUGAAGAGGUCCUCCUGUCAAUAAGGGGAUUGGUUGGUUUUCUGUUGCCAGGAUGUAGCCAUGCGUGUCUAUUCAGCCAGACUGGUGCUCGGCUCUACUCUGACCAGGGGCACCCGUGGUGGGCAGGUUAGCAGCAGCCAUUUUAGUUAUUCAUACGACUCAGUUUCACAAUCUUGUUGUGACCCCCACAGACAAACAAUGUCUUCAGUUAGGUAGUUUGCCCAAGUCCUUAUCGUUAGCUAUUGCUAGUGGCAGUAUUACAGCGUCUGUUCUGACCAUAUCUGAACCAAUAAUAGUCACCAGGACCAAGGGGUUGUAUCAUCUUUUUAACUCAAGAAAAAUAUGUGCCAAAAUGUACUGUUGGUUCAGGUUCUGCAGUAGAUUAGCUUUGUUUGCCACUCUUGUGGACAUACAAUAACUAGUUAAACAUUGUGGGCAUUGUCAAGCCGUUCUCCUUCCAAUAUGCUUUUUGUGUGUCUUUGUCAAACACGCCUGCUGGUUGAGAUCUCAUUGCGUUAACAUUGCACGUUCUUGUCAUUUGCCAGAAUCAUCACUUACUCAAAGGUACGAUUGGUUUACCCUUGGUGAGCGGAGUGUCAAUUCGGUGAUCUGAUUUUUCUGUCUCUGUAUAUAUUUUUCUGAUGGUCCAUGGCAAAUGUUUUAAGGACACAAAACGCAUAAGAAUGUUCAGAACUUUGGCCAGUUUUAUAUCAAACCAAUAACACCAAUCAAUGCAUGAAGCAAAUUACUUCAAAUCAGCUUGCACAGUUUGAUUUUCAAAGAUAUUCUAUUUUUUAUUCAAAGUGUUGUAAACAGUGUUACUACUUUCAUAUAUUGACGGCUUCUGUUGCAUACUUGCAUGUAUUUGACAGAUUCUGAACCUUUUGAAUUCAGCAUCCCAAACAGUAUGUACUGUAUAUGAAAAGUGGCAGCAGCCAAAGUGUUUGUCCACUACUGCAGGACUCUUAUUGUGACAAAUGUAGAUAUAUGGUGACACACAAGGAAGUAGCACAAGGUCCCUCGUGGGCCACAAACCCCAGUCGCCUGAUCGUGACACAAACACCCUACUCCCCCCGAUCCCAAUAAGGAUAUCCUCACUGGAAGAGAUCGUUAGGCACCUUUUCAAGGAUCGUUACACUCUUAAGUUCAUCAGUACCCCCUCCGUUUACAGGACUUACCUUCGAAAGCCACGAUCACUUAUCCCACUUCUGACGUCCAGUGUGAUAAAUGUGGAAGUUGUGCUAAGUCUGUAGUGGGCUGUGAACACCAGUUGCCUAGCCUAAAGAUGAACACCCUAUCCACAAUUACAAUAGGGCUAUCCCAGUUGGGAGGGAUUGUACUGUGCUUAUCAAGUCCAGGGUCAUUACAAUAUAUUCUUUACAUUUCAGACGCAAGAGCAUGUAAUAGUUGAGAGACAUUUUAAAGCAAUGGUCCACAAGAAUACUUGUCAGAUACUUAUCCAGUUAAAUUUCAAAGCAAAAAAAAAUGGUUAGAGAUGGACAACGUAAAAAAUGUGAGGAAUACCGAAAAUAAUUGAUUGCAGCGAGUGUUUGUAUUGUGUUUACGAUUUAUUUGGAUUAUGUGUUUUAUUAAAGCCUGUGUAAUGGCCAAACAGUACUUUCUAUGUUUCAGUUGAACACAGACAUCACCACGGUGCAAUGAUUUACCUAUGUUAGCUCAUUUAGCCUCGGAGCUACCUGGAGUUUGUUAGCCUGCAUACCGCUGCAUGUGAACUUUAAAGGACAUUGGUCAUGAAACGUCAUACAUGUUUAUGCUAGGUGUUACGUCAUCUUUACGAUAGCAUUAUGUAGAUUAUAUGACAUUGCUCACUCAAAUUUGCCAAGUCAUGAGACACCUUCUGUGGUGGCCAUGUUUUCAAAAAUGGAGUUUGAUACGUUCGAUGAAGGAGCUUGUGAUUCUCUUGUACUUUUCUGCGGAUGUUUAUUAACUCGAGGCUGGAAUAUACUGCAUGGUGACACUUAUAGAAGAUACUAAGGUCUUUAUAACGAGUAGCCUAUCUUUUAUCAAUAUUUUAUACUCUUGUUAAUUUUAUAUAUCCAAUUAACCUUGUGUUCUCUACGCUUAACACUGAUAUGUUUACUGAUAGCUAGAUAUCAGAAGGCUGUAUUUUAUGUACUCUAUGCUUAUCUGAGUGUUCUUUUUUUGUUACCGUGCAUGUUUGUUUGAUUUCAUUAUCGGUUACACUGUGGUUAUUUUAUAGUUAUGGAAAUCAUUUAUUUUCAUUUUGUAUUUUAUGUCAACUUGUGGCUUGACUUUCAAAUAAAACAUUAAACCUGA